Messenger RNA from Elaeis guineensis (African oil palm), 960 nucleotides. The record is from RefSeq and is a predicted model, not a curated record. NCBI's taxonomy places the organism in Eukaryota, Viridiplantae, Streptophyta, Magnoliopsida, Arecales, Arecaceae.
AUGGGCCUGCAAAGUGAGCUUGAUAACCUCAGUUUCUCAUUCUUUCCAAGACAAAGAACUCUCAAUUUGAGCAGCAAUACUCUCUAUGGAAGCAUUCCAUAUGACAUCGGCACCCUUUCAAAGCUCACUUCUCUUGAUCUCUCAUCAAAUCAGCUCUCGGGAAGCUUGCCUGCCUCACUCGCCAAUCUGGCCGUGAUUUCCUAUAUCGAUCUUUCGGAUAACCGGUUGACUGGGUCACUGUCUCCAGCUUUCUUCGCCAAUUGGACCAAACUCACUGAUCUACUACUUUUCCAAAAUCGACUCACUGGAGGGAUUCCUCCAGAAAUUGGCCUUCUUCGCAGCAUCCGCUGGAUGGUCUUGUCGGAGAAUCCCUUCACUGGAUCGAUACCUGCCGAAAUAGGAAGCCUCAAGACUCUGCUGGGCGUCAGCUGCGAUGCAGCCAACCUCACAGGCACCAUUCCUCCAUCUUUAGGCAGUCUAAGUGAGCUGCAGUUCUUGGCUUUUCCUGAUAAUGAGAUCUCUGGUUCCAUCCCCCCCACUCUAGGGAACUUAACCAAGCUAACCCACCUCUACCUCUAUGGCAACCAGAUCAUGGGUACCAUCCCACAAGAACUCGGGAAUCUGGAAAACCUCCGGCCUUUUGAGGUGUCAUCAAAUCUAUUAGUUGGCUCCAUUCCACAAACUUUAGCUAACCUGACCAACCUCAAUCAUAUGUACCUUUACGAGAAUCAACUUUCUGGCCCCAUACCUCCACAAAUAGGAAAUCUAACGCGACUAAAAGAGCUGGCUCUCUACCCGAACAAACUAACGGGGCCCCUCCCUCCAUCUACAGGUGACUUGAAGAGCCUGAACUAUCUUUACAUCCAUGAAAAUCAAUUAUCUGGUAUGAUUCCUCAAGAGAUGGGAAAUUUGGUUGGUAUAAUUUGGUUGGCUACAUUCCAUCCAGUUUUGGCCUCCUGA